Dinoponera quadriceps is the source of this 1929-nucleotide messenger RNA. Its product is annotated as glucose dehydrogenase [FAD, quinone]-like. The record is from RefSeq and is a predicted model, not a curated record. The transcript has 5 exons. NCBI's taxonomy places the organism in Eukaryota, Metazoa, Arthropoda, Insecta, Hymenoptera, Formicidae. The coding region runs from base 1 to 1929 and encodes 642 amino acids. Gene Ontology annotation, molecular function: oxidoreductase activity, acting on CH-OH group of donors; flavin adenine dinucleotide binding.
AUGUAUCGGUACGUCCUUCUGUUAGCCUUGGCGCAACACGCUAUUGCAAAUUCACUCAAAGCUCAGCCACCUCAAGAAGUCAGCGCGGACACCGGAUGUUGCUCCUGCCAGUUUGAAGACACACGAUAUAUGGAACGUGUUUGCGGGGGAACAACUCCUUUCAUGACGCUGAUUCAAAAUGUCAUAUCUUCCAGAUGCGACAUCGCCGAUCCCUGUCGGCGAAUGGGCAGAGACGAAGCACCAAGCGAAAACGAGUGGUACGACUUCGUAGUCGUGGGUGCCGGUACGGCGGGAUCAAUAGUAGCGAGGAGAUUGAGCGAUAACCCCUGGCGAAAGGUUCUACUUAUCGAGGCCGGCCCGGAAGAACCCACGAUGACAGCUGUACCAGGGUUCACGUUCAACGCUGUCAAUACAUCUCUCGACUGGAAUUUCAAGACGGAACCAACAUCACCGCAUCCUACCGCUUGUUUGGAGACGGGAGGCGUGUGCACUUGGCCGAGGGGCAAGAUGAUUGCUGGAACCGGCGGUUUUCACGGGAUGAUGUAUGCUCGGGGUCAUCCUCGCAUCUACAACAAUUGGGAGAGCGCGGGCAAUCCUGGCUGGUCCUACGACAAAGUCAUUCCCUACUUCGAGCGGAUGGAGAAUCCGGCCGACCAAACGAUAGUGUCGGAUAAGUCGAGAACCUUGAAGGAACCCGGCCCGAUGCGCAUUCAGUAUUAUCCGCACAAGCCGGAGUUCGUGGACGUGUUGCUGAACGCCGCCAGCGAGCUCGGCUACACGAUCUCGCAACUGAAGGAAUACAGGCAGACCGGCUUCAUGAUCGCGCCGAUGACGGUCGAGAACAGUAUGCGCAGUACAACCUCGAGGGCAUAUCUCAGGCCCGUUCACAAACGCAGGAACUUGCGGGUGCUGAUGAAUGCUCAGGUAACCAGGAUCCUGAUCAGCGAUUGGGAAAAGAGGGCCUACGGCGUUGAGCUGGUGGACAAGAACGGUCGCAAGAGGAUGAUCAAAUGCGGUAAGGAGGUGAUUUUGUCGGCCGGGUCCAUCGGCUCGCCGCACAUCCUCAUGAAUUCCGGCGUGGGCCCCGAGAAAGAGCUCACCAAGCUCGGCAUCAGGGUGUACCAGGAUCUGCCGGUCGGCAAGAAUCUGCACAAUCAUGUGUCGGUGGCGGUCCCCAUGAGCAUCAGGGACAUCCCGUACGAGGCCGUAACGAUGGACGCGGUGAACGAGUAUCUAGAGAAAAAGACAGGCCCGUUGGCCAGUAGCGGCAUCACGCAGGUCACCGCUUUCCUCGAGAGCAGCUAUGCGAUUAACGGCAUGCCGGACAUUCAGGUCUUCUUCGACGGCUUCAGCUCCACCUGUCCUCACACCGGCCUGCGCAACGAGUGUCCCAACGGCAAAACCACCGAUUGCCCUACUAGGAGGAGCAUCGGGGUGAGGCCCACAGUGCUCUGCGCAGAGAGUCGAGGUGACUUGAAACUCCGCUCGUCCAACCCCAUGGACCCGCCGCUCAUCUAUCCGAAUUACUUUACGAACGAGAAGGAUCUGUUCGUCCUGCUCGAAGGUAUCAAGAAAGUCACGAAGCUUGUCGACACGUCCGCUAUGAGAAAGUGGGACCUCCGUUUGGAACAAGUGGGAAGUCCGUUGUGUAACGACUAUCACUUCGGCACCGACGCCUUCUGGAUGUGCCAAAUGCGGGCACAGACCGGACCGGAAAACCAUCAAUCUGGAACGUGCAAGAUGGGAUCGAGUACCGACCCAACCGCGGUGGUGGACUCGGAACUUCGAGUACACGGUAUACCGAACAUUCGCGUCGCCGACGCUUCUAUCUUCCCCACCGUGCCAAACUCGAAUCCGAUCGCUGCUAUCAUGAUGGUGGGUGAGAAGGCGGCUGAUAUGAUUGACAACAAUUGGCCGAUGCAAUCUUGA